AUGUCCGAGACACUCCUCAACGGCGCCGCCUGCAAGCCCAGCGCGCCGCCCAAAUCCUCCGGCCUGAUGAAACUCAACAGUUACGUGCUGGCCCUGCGACCGUGGUCCCUCAGCGCCAGUCUCAUGCCCACCCUGCUGGGUGCCACAAUAGCGUACAAAUAUCCCGGCGCCAGCGACUUCAACUACAUUACGCUCUUACUAACUCUUUUCACCGUAGUGUCCGUUCACGGUGCCGGCAACCUGGUCAACACCUACUUCGACUACGUGAAGGGCAUCGACAACCGCAAGUCUGACGAUCGCAUCCUCGUCGAUCACAUCCUCACCAAAGACGAGGUGGUAUCACUCGGCGCGCUGCUAUACUUCGCCGGCUGCGUUGGUUUUGUAAUGCUGGCGGCGCUUUCACCGGCGAAAAUGGAGCAUCUAGCGCUCGUCUACUUCGGCGGGCUGUCCUCCAGCUUCCUCUAUACUGGUGGUAUUGGCCUGAAGUACAUCGCACUCGGCGACGUGCUCAUACUCAUCAUCUUCGGCCCCAUCUCAGUGCUGUUUGCGUUCAUGUCGCAGACAGGACGCGUGGAAUGGGCGACGAUGUACUACGCCAUUCCGCUGGCGCUCAACACCGAGGCGAUUCUCCACAGCAACAACACGCGUGACUCCGACGCCGACAAAAAGGUCGGCAUUGUCACGCUGGCGAUCCUCAUCGGGCACACCGCCUCGCACGUACUGUACGCGUUCCUGCUCUUCACACCGUACAUCAUGUUCAUGGUGGCGUCGUUGAAGUACUCCAAGUGGUUCAUGCUGCCGCUGGUGACGCUGCCGCACGCAUUCCGAAUUGAGAAACAAUUCCGUUCGGCAGAUAUGCACAGCAUACCGAAGAAAACGGCGAAACUCAAUCUCUUCCUCGGCGUGCUGUACGUGCUGGCGUGCAGUCUGGUGCCGGUGCUGCCGUACAUCACGCAGAGGUAGACGCAGCACUGCGUGCUGCUCGCGCUCGUCGUCGUCGUGUCCGCGCGCAAAUUCACCAAGCACUCGUACGCGGGCGGCUGCGCCAGGGACACGCAGUAGAUUUUUUGCUAUAUAUUGUAUCGGAGCGUGUUCUAGAUGUACGCAAAUUCUAAACAAAAAAAGACAACCACCACCAAAUCAAACUGGAAUCAAACGCGUUGUGGCUUGCGCAGUAUUAUCUCAUGUUGCGCUUUUGUUCGGCAGGCGGCAGGUUUCGACAAUUUUACACAAACUUUUAGAAGUCCUGAACCAUAUCUUCCAUUAGCACGUAAGUUUUAUGUGAGAGACACAGAGCGAAUCGGCCGGGCGUCGAUAGACAAUAAAAUAGAAUCAAGUCUGGACGAAUGUAAAUAUAUUUAAUUACGGUCAAGAUAUAUUAAUAUAUAUAUAUUAAUAUAGGAGGUAUGUUUUCUGUUCGUAUGUCCGCUGACCACUCAUGACGACAAUAAUCUCUAACUUAUAAGACAGCUUCCACGUACACACAAGAUACAAUAACACUCACACGCGCACGAAUAUCAAACCUAAAUACUUAUUUUGUUGACAAUCGGAUUGAGCCGGAGUGUGGCACUCGAGAGAAGUUUAUUAAUUGUAAAUUGUAGGUGUAUCUGGCGGCAUAAUGAUGUUACAUUUUAAAUGAUUGUAUAUUUAACAAAAGUUUUGCUGUUUUAUUGAAAUAGAAGAAGGAAGGAAGGAAAACCAUAACGAAAGUUUUUCGUUAAAAUGGCAAGACAUGUCGUUCGCCGUUUGUACUGUAACAUAUCUUUGUAUACAUAUGGAGUUGCAUGCAACUGGCAAGAAAUAAAAGGAAAAUCAAGACUCGUA
Molecule: messenger RNA, 1824 nt
Organism: Dalotia coriaria
Lineage: Eukaryota; Metazoa; Arthropoda; Insecta; Coleoptera; Staphylinidae
Gene: heix
Product: UbiA prenyltransferase domain-containing heix
Exons: 1
Coding region: 1-963 (320 amino acids)
Biological process (GO): menaquinone biosynthetic process; vitamin K biosynthetic process
Cellular component (GO): Golgi membrane; endoplasmic reticulum
Molecular function (GO): prenyltransferase activity
Source: RefSeq, a predicted model, not a curated record